Molecule: messenger RNA, 1590 nt
Organism: Anthostomella pinea
Lineage: Eukaryota; Fungi; Ascomycota; Sordariomycetes; Xylariales; Xylariaceae
Source: the annotation of a GenBank genome assembly
AUGGCGACAGAUGGCAAUGCUGGGCACAUGUCCCAUCCUCACAGCGGCGAGUACCUGGCCGACGAGUCCAACGUGUACCCACCUCACCAUGGCAUGUCGGCGGGCAGGUACCUGGCCACGCGCGUCAGCUCGCUGAAGCCUGCCAUGACCAAGGCUCCCAACCCCAUCAAGCUGCUUCGCAUGUUGAAUCGCCACCACUGGGGCUUCUUCUCCAUCGCAUUCCUCGGCUGGUAUCCGCUGCCACAGACAUGGGACGCCUUUGACUUCUUCACCGUCUCGCUGACGGCCCACGACCUGGCCGAGACGUUCGACAAGUCCAUCGCCGACAUUACCUGGGGCAUUACCCUCGUGCUCAUGCUGCGGUCUGUCGGCUCCAUCCUCUUCGGUAUCGCCGCCGAUCGCUACGGACGCAAGUGGCCGUUCAUUAUCAACAACGUGCUGUUCAUUGUCCUCGAAUUGGGAACCGGGUUUACCCAAACUUAUGGCCAGUUUCUCGCAUGCCGUGCACUCUUCGGUAUCGCCAUGGGCGGGUUAUAUGGCAACGCCGCUGCCACCGCCCUGGAAGACUUGCCAAAUGAAGCUCGAGGUCUACUCAGCGGUAUGCUCCAGCAGGGCUAUGCAUUCGGUUACCUGCUCGCUGCGGCUUUCGCCCGUGCACUUGUCAAUACCACCCCUCACGGCUGGCGUCCACUGUUCUGGUUCGGCGCAGGCCCUCCAGUCAUUUUCAUAAUCUGGCGCUUCUUCUUGCCCGAAACGAACACCUACAUCGCACAUCAAGAGUUGCGCCGGGCGAGCGGCGGCGUCCACAAGACAUUCAUGAAAGAGGGACAGGUGGCCCUGAAGCGCCAUUGGCUUCUGCUCGUCUAUCUUGUCCUUCUCAUGGCUGGCUUCAACUUCAUGUCCCACGGCUCCCAGGAUCUGUACCCUACACUGCUACAGAACCAGUUCAACUUCAACGCUGACAUGGUCACCGUCACCCAAGUCGUUGCCAACCUAGGCGCCAUGACGGGAGGUACUGUGGUGGGCUUCUGCUCGCAGAUCUUCGGCCGCAGGAUCAGCAUCAUCGUCAUGUGCAUCAUCGGUGGCGCAUUGCUCUACCCGUACACAUUUGUCUCCAACGAGAGGAUCAUCGCCGCUGCUUUCUUCCAGCAGUUCUGUGUUCAGGGAGCUUGGGGUGUGAUUCCCGUUCACCUGAUGGAAUUGUCACCCGGCGCGUUCCGCACAUUCGUUGUCGGUACUGCUUACCAGCUCGGCAACCUCGUUUCGUCGGCCAGUUCGACCAUCGAGGCCACCAUUGGCGAGCGCUUUCCCCUGGCACCGACCGCGAGCGGCACUAAGCGAUAUGACUAUGGCACCGUCAUCUGCAUCUUCAUGGGCUGCGUGUACGCUUAUGUCAUCCUCUUGACCUUGCUAGGUCCGGAGCACCUGGCACGUAAUAUGGACGUGGGCCACGAUGCCGAUGCGGCCGAAGCCACAGGCAACGCCAACUUUGCAAAGGGGCUCGACCACGAUGCUCACAGUCAUGAUGCCCACGACGUCUCCAGUGUCAAUGGCGACGCCGAGAAGGGAAGGGCGAGCCACGGACAGUAG